Fusarium vanettenii 77-13-4 is the source of this 3078-nucleotide messenger RNA. RefSeq lists its product as uncharacterized. The record is from RefSeq and is a predicted model, not a curated record. Gene Ontology annotation, molecular function: sequence-specific DNA binding; protein binding; zinc ion binding. The transcript has 2 exons. Gene Ontology annotation, cellular component: nucleus. Lineage: Eukaryota; Fungi; Ascomycota; Sordariomycetes; Hypocreales; Nectriaceae. Gene Ontology annotation, biological process: regulation of DNA-templated transcription. Bases 1 to 3078 code for a protein of 1025 amino acids.
AUGGAUGGCUUCUACCCUCCCAACCAGCUGCAUCAGCAGCAGCAGCCCCAUCAGCAACAGUACCAACAAGCGCAACAGCAAGGUCAGCAGAACCAGCAGAAUCAGAUGCCCCCCGGCAUGGUGUCCGACCCCUCCCUCAUGUCCGGAGGAGAGUCGCUUGAUGAUAUCAUAAUCGACAACCAGAAUGAGCUAUAUCGUCGACGGAGCAUACCUCAAGCCUACGCCACCCCCAUGAGCCAAUUCCAGAUUCCUCAGCAGCAGCACCAGGGACAGAGGCGGAUGUCCUCGGUGAAUACCGCCGAUAUGAUGACCUUUGGAGCCGACAACGGGGACCUCAACUCCUUUCAGUUUAACCAGCCGAUGAAUACCGGCUUCCCCACCAUUAAUACAUCCCUCGCCAUGCCUGACCAGAUGGGCAACUACAUGGCGGACCCCAAUGAGUACUCAGCCAUUUCCCCCGAUAUGAUGGGAUCAAUGAUCCCUUCCACUUUCGCCAACAUGAGUGUUGGUGCAGUGGGGGCGCAGAUGUCGAACAGUGGUGCGUCCAUGAACUUGUACUCACCAGCGGGGAAUCCCAUGACGGGUCAGUUCCCUCAAGGGCAACUAAAUCCCCAGGUCGGGAACGAUUUCUCAAUGGAUCUCACUACGGACGACGGUUCGAUGAAUGUACCUCAAAAUACCGUUCCCACAACGAGCUCGGCUCCCACUCCCGCGAUAACCGACAUGGAGGCGAUAGAUGAAUCCAACGACAACAUGAUCCAGACUUUCAACUCAGGGGUAGCCGAUACGAACCAGAGCCUCCCGACCCUUUCUCGUCAGGUCUCGACAGCUUCUGGUUCCGUUGUCUCUCCCCCCCAACCGCAAUCCCACAAUACCAUAGCUUCAUCUAUCACACACCAAACCAGCACUUCUGUCGCGACGACACCCACAAACGCCGGCACCCCUCGAGACUCGAAAGAGAAGACCGUUUACUCCAAGAGUGGGUUUGACAUGCUCAAAGCCCUCUGGCUGGUUGCGACACGCAAAGAUCCAAUAAUUCAUCUCGGUGCGGUGGACAUGUCGUGCGCUUUUGUCGUCUGCGAUGUCACCAUGAACGAUUGUCCCAUUAUUUACGUUUCCGACAACUUUCAGAAUCUCACAGGGUAUAGCCGCCAUGAGAUUGUUGGUCAGAACUGCCGCUUUCUUCAGGCUCCAGAUGGCAAAGUCGAAGCGGGCUCCAAGCGCGAAUUCGUGGACGAUGGCGCCGUGUACAACUUGAAGCAGAUGAUCCACGAGGGUAAGGAGGUCCAGCAGAGUCUUAUCAACUACCGCAAGGGCGGAAAGCCCUUCCUGAAUCUCUUGACAAUGAUUCCCAUUCCCUGGGAUACAGACGAAAUCAGGUAUUUUAUCGGCUUUCAGAUCGAUCUCGUCGAAUGUCCCGAUGCGAUUGCCUCGAACCAGGAGCUUGGAGGUGUGAAGGUGAACUACAAGCACAGCGACAUCGGUCAGUACAUCUGGACGCCACCGCAGUCGAGCCAGUGGGAACCCGAAAACGGACAAACACUAGGCGUUGACGACGUUUCGACUCUAUUACAGCAGUUCAGCCCUAAAGGCCUUCCCUCAGACUGGCACAAGCAGUCAUGGGAUAAGAUGCUCCUCGAGAACACCGAUGACGUUGUUCAUGUCCUUUCGCUCAAGGGUCUCUUCCUUUAUCUGUCGCCUGCCUGCAAACGAGUUCUCGAAUACGAUGCUGCGGAUCUUGUUGGCAACUCACUUUCGACAGUCUGCCAUCCAUCCGACAUUGUUCCCGUUACACGCGAGCUGAAAGAUACGACUUCUGGCAACCCCGUCAAUAUUGUUUUCCGGAUCCGCAGAAAGCACAGCGGCUACACAUGGUUUGAGAGUCACGGAUCACUUUUCAUCGAACAAGGCAAGGGUCGAAAGUGCAUCAUCUUGGUGGGACGCAAGCGACCCGUGUUUGCGCUCAGCCGCCGAAAUCUCGAGGCAAACGGAGGCAUUGGUGAUAGUGAACUUUGGACUAAGCUCUCGACCUCGGGCCUCUUUUUGUUCGUCUCAUCCAAUAUUCGGUCCCUACUGGAUCUUCAGCCAGAAAGCCUUGUGGGAACGAGUAUCCAGGACUUGAUGCGAAAGGAAUCACGGCCUGAAUUUGGACGAACCAUUGAGAAGGCAAGACGUGGAAAGAUUGUUACAUGCAAGCACGAGGUUCAGAAUCGCAGGGGCCAGGUUCUGCAGGCUCAAACUACUCUUUACCCCGGAGAUGCCUCUGAGGGCCAGAAGCCAUCUUUCUUGCUGGCGCAGACAAAGCUUCUCAAGGCGUCGUCCCGCAACAUUGCUCCCGCAAGCACCUCGGGCUCCAGAUCGAUAGCGGCAACCCCAAGGUCGGAUAACCAGGCCCAUCAGGCAGGUUUCGUCUCGCAACCUGCUGGUGGCGCAUUGGCACCUGGUACUCAGGAUGCAGCGUUGGCUUCUGACGACAACAUUUUCGACGAACUGAGAACCACCAAAUGCUCUAGCUGGCAAUUCGAGUUGAGACAGAUGGAAAAGGUCAACCGCAUUCUGGCCGAGGAACUUGGUGGACUGCUCUCAAACAAGAAGAAGCGCAAGAGAAGAAAGGGCGUCGGCAACAUUGUGCGAGACUGUGCCAACUGCCACACAAGAAACACGCCUGAGUGGCGUAGAGGACCCAGCGGUCAGAGAGAUCUCUGUAACAGCUGUGGUCUCAGAUGGGCCAAGCAGACUGGCCGGGUCUCUCCACGCAAUUCUUCGCGAGGCGGCAACACUGCCAACGGCGAUGCUCGAAGCAAAAAGUCCAACUCACCAUCGUCGCCACUACACAAGGAGCUUUCCGCUGAGACGCCUAACGCACGAGCUGGCAACGGUGAAGGCGCAAUCAAUCCUUCGCAACUCACAAAGCAAAAGAUCGACAAUGGAACCGUUGCCCCCAGUGGCGCCGCUUCAGCCACAGGGUUGAAGCCAUCGGCGGUGAUGCCACCAUUGAGCCACUCGUCAAUGCUACCAGCUGGUCAACCGUCGUCGAUGGUGUCGAUCCAAGAGGAACGUGAGACGAGUCAACCCUGA